Colletotrichum orchidophilum is the source of this 567-nucleotide messenger RNA. RefSeq names its product NADH-ubiquinone oxidoreductase 21 kDa subunit. The record is from RefSeq and is a predicted model, not a curated record. The transcript has 4 exons. NCBI's taxonomy places the organism in Eukaryota, Fungi, Ascomycota, Sordariomycetes, Glomerellales, Glomerellaceae. The coding region runs from base 1 to 567 and encodes 188 amino acids.
AUGGCUACUACACAAGCCCAGACUUACACUCCGACCAAGGUCGUGAGAAGUGAUUACCCUCUUAUUGACAACGACCCCCAUUUUAAGAGAGUUGUUGGUUAUGCCAGACCUUCCGACUACCUCCACGGUGCUGUAGCUGCAGCCUUCGGCCCUGGCGCUCUCCUGACCCUGGAGAAGUUUGCUCCUUCCCACGUAGGCAAGGGAGGCAUGGCUCAGGCUUUACGCUUGGCUGGUGCCAUUGGCGUUGCUGGAGGCUUUCUAUACUUCUACCAGCGCUCUAGUUUGCGGUUUUACGGAGCCACCGAGAACUCUCGCGAAGUUGAGCUGGACAUGAAGGAAAUGGUUUCCAAAGUCAAGGCCGGUGAGCCGCUUUACGGAGAGAGCAGGUUGACCCCCCAUAUGCAAGGCGUCGCUGCGCGACAAUCUCGGUAUUCGGCCUUGUUCAUGGGCGUUGUACCCUGGUUCAACUUCGUCAACCACAAUCAACACGGCGUCGACACGGCCAAGUACUAUCAGCAGGCUGAGAGAGAGCUUGAAACUGAGCGUUUGCAGAAAACUAGCGCAUGA